UACAAUCUGGAAACAGUUUUCAAUAAAACUGCACUGCGAAACUGUCAAUUUGCUUUCCGGAAAAUUGUUUUAAUAAAAAUGACGAGAUUCGAGUUAAUGACUGUAGUGAUUAUUGGAUUGCUUCAGGUGUGUACAGCCAAUCCGGUUACUUCUCCACAAGAAAACGAUCUGACGAAACUAUUUACGCCCGAUGAAUUAAUUCACGCAAGAAAUGCUGGGCUAUCACAAUUCGAGUUGAUUGAUGGGAAGACUUCCGGUUUGACACUUGACGAAAUUAUCAAAAUGAAUGCAUUGAUAAGAACAACUCCAUUUGAAUAUAUGGCUAACGUAUGCGAGAUUUUGAUGCCUGGACAAAAAAUGGCAUCUAAUUAUACCACAGCUCAGGAAGAAGUUCUUAAGAAUAUAGUAAAAUUAAUAGACCUUGUACCGAAGAAAGAUAUCGCUUCAUUUUUUCGGACCACAGUCUGUGAUUUCGUUAGUGAACCGAAUUCGCCUUCAUUUGGUCCAAAAUUUGUUCCUCAUACGACAAUUAUUUUGUUAAAAAAACACGCUAAAACUGGAUCAGCAUUAGACCGUGUUAACCUUGCUAAACACAUGUGCUGCAUAGAUGAAGGUGCUAAUUAUAUAGGCUAUGAGGGAGUCGGUACAUUACUCGAUGAAGAAAUGAAGGAAUUCGAAGAGAAAUGGAACAAUCUUGAUGCUACAACUACACCGGAAUCAAUUACAAAUUUGUGUGAUUUCUUACGGUCAACAAAAAAAUUUGACGCCAACCAGUGCCAGAAAAAUGGUCCAGUUGAUGGUAAAAUUUAAUUCAUUUCGUGAUUGUAUAAGGACAAGGAACGGCAAUAAAAUUUUUAAAG
Messenger RNA from Bradysia coprophila, 860 nucleotides. RefSeq lists its product as uncharacterized. The record is from RefSeq and is a predicted model, not a curated record. Lineage: Eukaryota; Metazoa; Arthropoda; Insecta; Diptera; Sciaridae.